This is a messenger RNA of Cynocephalus volans (Philippine flying lemur), 1606 nucleotides long. RefSeq names its product polycomb group ring finger 3 (gene PCGF3). The record is from RefSeq and is a predicted model, not a curated record. Gene Ontology annotation, cellular component: PRC1 complex. NCBI's taxonomy places the organism in Eukaryota, Metazoa, Chordata, Mammalia, Dermoptera, Cynocephalidae. The transcript has 11 exons. Gene Ontology annotation, biological process: regulation of transcription by RNA polymerase II. Bases 495 to 1223 code for a protein of 242 amino acids.
GCUCCGAGCGCGGCGCCCCCGACUCGGCGCUCGGCUCGGCUCGGGCAUUUCCGCCUCUUUGUUUUAAACUCCGGACGGGCUUUUUUCUCCUCCUCUUGAGGGGGACCCAGAGGGAGCGGCGCCCCCUCCCCCUCCCGGCACGGACCCGCGUGCGCCCCGCUCGCCCGCAGCCCUGAGCCCGCAGUCGAGCGAGUAAAUGAACGGACCUGUUUAACCGAGCACGGCUCCGAGCUGCAGCGGGUCUGGGAGCCGGCGCAGUCCAUCCCGUCCCUGGCGCGUGACACCUGCCUUCGCUUCUCCGCAGGCUUCACGAUGUAGCGGGGACUCCAGGCCACCACUCACAGAAAAUGGAAAGAGAGCAGGGGCCAGCAGGAAGGUGCAGGAGCCAGCCAGAGUGCAGAGAGAGGAGGGGGUGUCGCGUCCGAGUGGUGGCCUGAAGCCCACAUGCCCCGACUGGAGGAGAGACUCGCAGCCGCCUAGAGGAGAAGCCAAAGAUGUUGACCAGGAAGAUCAAGCUGUGGGACAUCAAUGCCCACAUCACCUGCCGCCUGUGCAGCGGGUACCUCAUCGACGCCACCACAGUGACUGAGUGUCUGCACACCUUCUGCAGGAGCUGCCUGGUGAAGUACCUGGAGGAAAACAACACGUGCCCCACAUGCAGGAUUGUCAUUCACCAGAGCCACCCACUGCAGUACAUCGGUCAUGACAGAACCAUGCAAGAUAUUGUUUACAAAUUGGUACCAGGCCUCCAGGAAGCGGAAAUGAGGAAACAGAGGGAAUUCUAUCACAAGUUGGGCAUGGAGGUGCCUGGAGACAUCAAGGGGGAGACGUGCUCUGCAAAGCAACACUUAGACCCCCACCGGAACGGUGAAACCAAAGCGGACGACAGCGCGCACAAAGAGGCGGCUGAGGAGAAGCAGGAGGAGGACAACGACUACCACAGGAGUGACGAGCAGGUGAGCAUCUGUCUGGAGUGUAACAGCAGCAAGCUGCGGGGGCUGAAGCGGAAGUGGAUCCGCUGCUCGGCCCAGGCCACCGUCCUGCACCUGAAGAAGUUCAUCGCCAAAAAGCUCAACCUGUCGUCCUUCAACGAGCUGGACAUCUUAUGCAAUGAGGAGAUCCUGGGCAAGGACCACACACUCAAGUUCGUGGUCGUCACGAGGUGGAGGUUCAAGAAGGCGCCUCUGCUGCUGCACUACAGACCCAAGAUGGACCUGCUGUGAGCGGCGCCGCGCGCAGCCCUGGUGGCCGCGCAGGUGGCCUCUGGGUGUGGUGUGGACCAGAUUUCUGAAUAGAGGAUAUUUAUAACUUUUGUAUGCGAGAAUCCACACUCAUCGAGACACUACCAGCACCGCGUUCACACCGGAUGGAAACACUUCACAGCCCGCAGCGCCCGGCGCUCCUGCUGCGGUCCCAGUCAGCCCUGAGCGUCCCGCCCGCCGCGGACAGCGGCCUCCGACGCGAGCCGCCCUCGCCUGCUGUCCAGGUCUUGAAAUCUGCGUUCGUUUCAGUUCAGUUCAUGGAUUAGUUUCUUGAUAAGCCUCAGAAAUAUGUGUAUUUUAUUGAAUCCUUCCUAAGUUAUUGAAAAAAUGUCUUUUCCUGGUGA